AUGGAACAGAACGCCUAGUAUCUCUUCGGUUUGGUCACACGUAUUAGUAAAACCUGAAAACUUCAAACACAAUCGUUACCUAGGAAAACCAGAGAAGCUCUAAUAAUCGGUGACAGUAUCUCCGUUUUGUUAAUGGCAACUUUGUACGGAAGACUAAGUAGGAGAAACAUAUUCCAUCAACUACCUCGUAUCCGCUAUUGUCAUGCAUCAGCUUCUCCAACCCAUAACUACAAUAACUCGUCACCGUUAAACCGAUCCAACAAAAAAAUAUCGAAUCUGAUUCGAAGUGGUAGACUAAGCGAAGCGAGAGCACUAUUUGAUUCCAUGAAGCACCGAGACACCGUUACUUGGAAUUCCUUGAUUACUGGGUACGUGCAUCGGAGAGAGAUCGCCAGGGCGCGCCAACUGUUCGACGAAAUGCCCCGAAGGGAUGUUGUGUCUUGGAACCUCAUUGUUUCGGGUUACUUUUCGUGUCGCGGAAGCAGGUUUGUGGAGGAAGGAAGAAGGCUGUUUGAGCUGAUGCCCCAGAGAGAUUGUGUCUCUUGGAACACGGUCAUCAGUGGGUAUGCUAAGAAUGGAAGGAUGGACCAGGCUUUGAAGCUCUUUAACGCCAUGCCAGAGCGUAAUGCUGUGUCCUCCAACGCUGUGAUCACUGGGUUCUUGCUGAAUGGUGAUGUGGAUUCAGCUGUUGAUUUUUUCAGGACGAUGCCUGAGCAUUAUUCAACCUCACUCAGUGCUCUUAUAUCGGGGCUUGUUAGGAAUGGUGAAUUGGAUAUGGCUGCUGGGAUUCUGUGUGAAUGUGGGAAUGGGGAUGAUGAUUUGGUGCAUGCUUAUAACACCCUGAUUGCGGGUUAUGGCCAAAGAGGGCACGUGGAAGAGGCUCGGCGCCUUUUUGAUGGGAUUCCAGAUGAUCGCAGUGAUGGUGAUGGAGGUCAAAGGAGAUUCAGGUGAAAUGUGGUCUCUUGGAAUUCGAUGAUGAUGUGCUAUGUGAAAGCGGGAGAUAUAGUUUCUGCCAGGGAACUCUUUGAUAGGAUGGUGGAGCAGGAUACGUGUUCUUGGAACACUAUGAUCAGUGGCUAUGUUCAAAUCUCCAACAUGGAAGAGGCUUCAAAGCUUUUCAGGGAAAUGCCAAUUCCUGAUGUACUUUCAUGGAAUUUGAUAGUAUCUGGGUUUGCACAGAAGGGUGACUUGAAUCUUGCAAAAGAUUUCUUUGAGAGGAUGCCACUCAAAAAUCUGAUCUCAUGGAACUCGAUAAUAGCUGGCUAUGAGAAAAAUGAAGACUAUAAGGGGGCUAUUCAGCUAUUUUCUCGCAUGCAAUUUGAGGGAGAGAGGCCAGAUAGACACACAUUAUCUUCAGUUAUGAGUGUGUGUACUGGGUUGGUGAAUCUUUACCUUGGUAAGCAGAUACAUCAGCUUGUCACAAAGAUUGUCAUUCCAGAUUCACCAAUAAAUAAUUCCCUAAUUACCAUGUACUCGAGAUGUGGGGCAAUAGUUGAUGCAUGCACUGUAUUUAAUGAGAUAAAGCUUUAUAAAGAUGUGAUCACUUGGAAUGCAAUGAUUGGAGGCUAUGCAUCUCAUGGCUUAGCUGCAGAGGCCCUAGAGCUUUUCAAACUGAUGAAAAGGCUUAAAAUUCAUCCUACCUAUAUAACCUUUAUUUCGGUUAUGAAUGCAUGCGCCCAUGCAGGAUUAGUUGAAGAAGGAAGGAGGCAAUUCAAAUCCAUGAUUAAUGACUAUGGUAUUGAGCCACGGGUUGAGCACUUUGCCUCCCUUGUGGACAUCUUGGGACGGCAAGGGCAGCUUCAGGAAGCUAUGGAUUUGAUAAAUACCAUGCCAUUUAAACCAGAUAAGGCUGUGUGGGGUGCACUACUAGGUGCUUGUAGAGUGCAUAAUAAUGUAGAAUUGGCCCUAGUAGCAGCUGAUGCUUUGAUCCGACUUGAACCAGAAAGUUCAGCACCAUAUGUGUUGUUAUAUAAUAUUUAUGCUAAUUUAGGACAAUGGGAUGAUGCCGAGAGUGUGAGAGUGUUGAUGGAAGAAAAGAAUGUCAAGAAGCAAGCAGGGUAUAGUUGGGUAGACUGAUUGCCAAUGAGAACUUCGCUGUUUUUGAAGGACUUCAAUCAGCAAUAUAUGUCAGAUCAUGCCAUUGUUAGAGAUGCUUGCAUUCAACUUAACCAUGUUUAUACUGUCAGAUAGGAAAAAUGAUCUUGACUGGCUAAGUAUUGAUGUAAAAUUGUAACCGUUGGUUUGACAAUUGACAUGGAAGAAAUUGUCUUCUGGCAAACAUUCAGAGAUCAAUUCGCUGGUGUCAACAGUACGUGAUUUCAACCUUGGAUGGCUGGAAGAUUGGAGAUCAAACUUCAAAUCCCAACCCAUGCAUCGAUUUAGAGAUGCAGAAUGUCAUGGCAUUGGACCAAGAAUGGAGUGCUCCGGGUUAUCACUGGACACUGGAGAAUGGAGACAGCUGAAGUUGCCUGUGGAGCAUGGUACAAGGUCACAGUGACAGGAUCUACAAUCUAGAUUUGCCAGCGUAUAAAAUGGUAGAACUUUAUAUGGAGGGCAAUGAACAAUUUUCUUCAACUAGGUUCAUUCUUUUGGUAGAGAAAAAGUUGCAAGAUAACUACUCUGUCCUCGAUGUUAUUUCUGGGAAAGUAUCCCGACCAAAUACUACUAUUCCCGUAUCAAUGAAGUAUGAUGAGACUGAAUA
Molecule: messenger RNA, 2701 nt
Organism: Glycine soja
Lineage: Eukaryota; Viridiplantae; Streptophyta; Magnoliopsida; Fabales; Fabaceae
Product: pentatricopeptide repeat-containing protein At1g62260, mitochondrial-like
Exons: 3
Coding region: 973-2076 (367 amino acids)
Biological process (GO): RNA modification
Molecular function (GO): RNA binding; protein binding
Source: RefSeq, a predicted model, not a curated record